Molecule: messenger RNA, 729 nt
Organism: Dermacentor albipictus
Lineage: Eukaryota; Metazoa; Arthropoda; Arachnida; Ixodida; Ixodidae
Product: neurofilament heavy polypeptide-like
Source: RefSeq, a predicted model, not a curated record
AUGUCGAAACAAGACAGGCCUUCAAGAAAGCGACACGACUCGGUGGCCGACCCGGGAAAGAGCAAGAAAGGCGAGGACGACAGCGGCCUCGGCACUAGCAAGUCCAGAACACGCUCAUCGGGUACGGCAACCGGAGCAGUGCCCAAAUCUCCUGCAGCUGUGCCCAGUCGACCGCCGACAAGGCAAAGUCGCGCCAAGUCGACGCCGUCGCCCAAGGCGCCCGGGACACCCGUCAAAUCUGCCCUGAAGCGAGCGGUGGGCUCGUGUUUUCGAAGCCCCUCUCCCAAGCCACCUUCUAUGGGGGCGUCUCCUACGAAAGUUGCUGCUAGAACAGCGGAGUGGGCCAUAGAGCAGAGCGAAGCGACCGCGAAAACAGUGGUCCAGGGGCCGUCCGGCCCCGUGCUUCGAGUGUACCACGAGCCAAAGUUGCACAAAUUCGACAACAGAGGGGAGGUUCUCGAGGUGUUCCCACCUGAAGUGCUGGAGAAGGAGGGAAUACCCAAAAAGGCCCCGUUAGCCGUGGCGGAAGACGUUAGCUCUCCGACCAUCGAUGCUCCGGACAGUCCGAUUCCUUCGACAUCGUUCACCGUGCAGGCUACAAUCGAGGAGCCACCGUCUUCAGAUCCAUCACAGUCGCCGCAAGAAAGGCGGUACCCUCGCCGGCAGCCAGCCAAAAAGAAAGGUGAAGCAUCGCCUCCCAAAGACGAGUCGAAACCACCAGAAAAAUGA